Molecule: messenger RNA, 498 nt
Organism: Miscanthus lutarioriparius
Lineage: Eukaryota; Viridiplantae; Streptophyta; Magnoliopsida; Poales; Poaceae
Source: the annotation of a GenBank genome assembly
AUGGCUCGUAGCGGACCUGGUUGCCAUCUUCUCGUCCUGCUCCUAGCCCUGACUGCCUUCAAUGGCAGCUUUGCAGCUCGACAUCUUUUGGACACAGCAGCUGCGCCAGAGGCUGCACCUGCUCAGCCGACCAUUCCAGCGGUUCCAACCAAACUGCCUCCAGUGCCUUCCAUACCAGCAGUUCCAACCACGCUGACGCUGCCUCCAAUACCUUCCAUUCCGGCGGUCCCGAAGACGGCAAUCCCACCAAUUCCGUCCAUUCCUUUUCCGAAGUUAGCCCUGCCACCAACAGCUGCUGGCGCAAUCCCAUCUCUCCCAAACCCGGUGAUUCCAACCACCGUACCAGCUAUUCCUAAAGUCCAGGUUACCCUGCCACCAAUGCCCUCGAUCCCCACUACUGUGCCAUCCAUUCCAACUACGAUUCCAACAACAAUCCCAACCAUUCCCGGACUCCAGGUGCCACUCACUGCCCCAUCCCCACAAACCACUAACCCUUGA